This is a messenger RNA of Octopus sinensis (East Asian common octopus), 1494 nucleotides long. RefSeq names its product matrix metalloproteinase-16. Bases 34 to 1452 code for a protein of 472 amino acids. The record is from RefSeq and is a predicted model, not a curated record. NCBI's taxonomy places the organism in Eukaryota, Metazoa, Mollusca, Cephalopoda, Octopoda, Octopodidae. Gene Ontology annotation, molecular function: metalloendopeptidase activity; zinc ion binding. Gene Ontology annotation, cellular component: extracellular matrix. Gene Ontology annotation, biological process: collagen catabolic process; extracellular matrix organization; proteolysis. The transcript is spliced from 9 exons.
UCAGGCAAAAUAGAUUUAGAAACAAAAAGGGUGAUGCAAUUACCUCGAUGUGGCGUAGCAGAUCGAAUCUCAUACGGAAACUCAGCACGGAAAAAACGCUAUACAAUACAAGGAAGUAAAUGGAAAACAAGGGAGUUAACUUACAGAAUUCUUCGAGCACCUUCCGGACUUAGCCAUUACGAAGUAGAAAGGGAAAUAAGACGAGCUUUUAAGGUUUGGAGUGAUGUCACAUCUUUGACCUUCAAACAGUUGGUUAACAGGGAUACAGAUAUCGAUGUAAUGUUUGCGUCUCAUGAACACGGGGAUCGUCAUCCGUUUGAUGGAAUCGGAGGAACAUUAGCUCACGCUUUCUUUCCUGAGUUUGGUGGUGAUGCACAUUUUGAUGAUUCCGAACCUUGGUCUGUUGACAGCUGGAAAGGGGUUAAUCUCUUUCAAGUGGCGGCGCAUGAAAUAGGUCACUCUCUCGGUUUGGCUCACUCUGAUGUCAACGAUGCUUUGAUGGCACCGUUCUAUCGAGGAUAUAAACCAAAUUUUAAACUAAGCAGAGAUGAUAUAGCUGCUGUACAAGAACUCUAUGGAAGUCGGUCAGAUUCGCGGUUUUACCCGCGCCCUCCCGACCCAUUGCCGACACAGGGCCGAAUGAGUGGACCACCUAUUUGCCAUGAUGCUUCCAUAGAUGCCAUUACUAAGUUACCUGAUGAUGCCACAUAUGUCUUUAAAGGAGAUAAAUAUUAUCGUUUGUCAGGAACAGGAAUUGAUGUAGGAUAUCCAAGAAAAAUCGAAUGGGACUGGCUCGGUGUCACUGGUCCUAUUGACGCAGCCUUUACCUGGGAUAAUAGCUUCACAUUUAUAUUUAAGGGUGAUGAAUAUUGGAAAUUUGACCACAUGAAAGCAGUCAGUGGUUAUCCACGUAAAAUACGCGAUGGCUUCAAGGGAGUGCCGGAUAAUAUAGACGCAGCUUUUGUAUGGGGUGGAAACGGAAAGACUUAUUUUAUUAAAGGUCAGCUUUAUUGGAGAUGGGCUAAAUAUGGAGUAGAUUUUGGUUAUCCAAAGCAGCUGAACGUCUGGGUUAACCUUCCCUCCCGUGUUACCGCGGUGUUCAAAUGGCAAAAUGGGAAAACCUACUUCUUCAAAGAUGACGACUACUAUAGAUUCAAUGACAAAAACUUUAGAGUUGAUGAAGGCUACCCACGUAAAGUCAGUACUUGGUGGUUAGGAUGCAAUGACGACACACAAAAUCAAAUGCACCACAACGUGCAUUCAAUCAUCACUGCUCAUCCAAGUAUUCUAAAUCCAUCACGGACUCGGAAACCCCCAAGAGGUAGUCAGGACGAAAAUGAAAAUUUACAAACGAAAUUACAAAUUACACAGAAUGAGGCAUACCGAACAAAUUGUCACAUCUCUUUAUUGCUAACUACUUUUUUUACAAUAGUGUUCUUUCUAAGGCAAUGAUGUUGCAGAAGAAAUAACUUCAACUUAAACAACAAAAUAAAA